UCCUAUCGUGAUUCUCAGUUCGACAAGGUCAUCCACGCCGACGUUGUCAGUUUAGCUACACUCCGCCCGUUGACCUGGAAUGGUAUUCCACCGCCACACCGGGCCCUGGCCUGGAAGCUCCUGCUGGGUUACGUCCCCACCAAUGCAUCCAGACGCAGCCACACCCUCACACGCAAACGCGCCGAAUACCGCGAAGCCAUAAUUCAGCACUACGACAUUGCCGACCAGAAUACCCGCACUCUGCAGGAACAAGAGUGCUUGCGACAAGUACUGGUGGACGCACCCCGAACCGCUCCGGAUAUUCCGCUCUUUCGCAACGACAGAAUUCGUCGUCUUCUAUCCCGACUACUCUACGUGUGGGCGAUGCGGCAUCCCGCCAGUAGCUACGUACAGGGAAUUAACGACCUGGCCACGCCCCUGAUUGUCGUCUUUUUGGCCGAUUACUACCCGUUGCACACGGUGUUACAAGGCCACGUCAUGAACCACGUCUCGGACGAACGCUUGGAUGAUGUCGAAGCGGACGUGUACGGCUGCCUCACCAACCUGCUCGCCGGCAUUCAGGAUCACUACACGGCGGACCAACCCGGCGUACAACGCAUGGUCAUGCGCGUGGAAGAACUCGUCCGACGAAUCGACGUCGAUUUAUGCAAGCACCUCGCCGCCGAAGGCGUACAAUUUCUACAGUUUGCCUUCAAGUGGAUGAACUGCCUGUUGCUCCGCGAAUUCUCCCUCCCGUGCGUGGUUCGCCUGUGGGACACCUACCUGUCCGAAUCCAACGGUUUUGAAGAUUUUCACGUUUACGUGUGCGCCGCUCUGGUCUGCCAAUUUUCUGCAUCACUUCAAACCAUGAACUUUGAAACGCUCUUUGCCUUUUUACAAGAGCUGCCCACUGCCACAUGGACCGAUAAGGAAAUUGAAAUGCUUCUCUCGCAGGCCUUUGUGCUAGGGACACUUUUUGGGGGAAGCGACGCACAUCUCGUCCAACAUGGUUAG
This is a messenger RNA of Phaeodactylum tricornutum CCAP 1055/1, 993 nucleotides long. RefSeq lists its product with no specific name. Gene Ontology annotation, biological process: activation of GTPase activity. The transcript has 2 exons. Gene Ontology annotation, molecular function: GTPase activator activity. The record is from RefSeq and is a predicted model, not a curated record. The annotation marks the transcript as partial. Lineage: Eukaryota; Bacillariophyta; Bacillariophyceae; Surirellales; Neidiaceae.